ACUGCCUCGUUUAUCUCGCAACGCAUCCCUUCGCCCGUCGGUCCCGACACGUGUCGCUCCCUCCCGGCUCCUCCCGUCGCUAUUAUUACUGCUCCCCGCGGAGGAGCUACAACGUUGUCCAAGAUACCGUGUGAACGUUUCAUCUUCUUCCUCCUUCUUCCUCCUCUGUUUUGCUGUAUAUCUUUCGAAGAACAAGAAAAAGGUCUUGCCUUUGUCCGUGUUGGAGGCUGAUACGAUGUUGGGGUCGAAAGAGGAAGAGCUCGAGGACGCCGAGCUCGAUUUGGUCUUGUCGAUCGGGGGUUCGUACGGGAGAUCCGAGAGAGCGAGGGAGCCCGGGAAAGGUCUCGCCUUGGAGGGCGCGUUGGGGUCGAGCGGCGAGGAUUCGGGGGGAGCUCGAAAGGAUGGGCCUGUGUCUCCGGGAUCGACGGGGUCGGAUCUCGAGACGGGCGGGUCGGGGUCGGAGUCGGACCCGGAGAGGAAGCGGGCAAUGCAGGCCAUGGGGAGGUUCGAGGCGAUGAGGAAGAGGGAGGAGAAGCGGCAGAGGAAGGGGGCCGGCGGCGGCGGCGGCGCGGAUGACGCCGGCGGGAGGUCCGACCCGGCUGGAGAGCCCGCCCGGAAGAAGGCGAAGGAGGAGGGUGCGAAUGUGGAACCGGGCGCCGAGGGGGCGGCGGGCACUGCCCAUCCCGCGUGCCCGCCGUACCUGGUGGUGCCGGUGCAGUUUCCGUACGGUCCGUUCGUGAACGGGUACGGGUUCCCUUACUGGGUUCAGGGUCCGGGUAAGGACGAUGGGGCUUGGGGGUUGGGGCAAAAUGUCUCGGAGCAGAGCAGCAGCGGGAAGAAAUCGGCGUCCUCGAAUGGGUCGCAAGUGUGCAGCUCUUCUGGUGUCUCCGAUUGCCAGGGUUGUUCUGGGCGCCAAGGUGGCACUAGCUGCGAUGCCAAAAACCAAUCCACUGCGAGCAGCAGAAAGAGACGAUUGCCCGAGCGGAAUUCUCCCCACCAUCAAUCGAAGUCUGCUGAACUCACGGACGAGCCAAAGAACCUUCUUGAUGAGAAAGCCGAUUCCACAAGUCCUACCAGGUCGACGGACCCAUCUAAACCGAAAGAAGAUACCGGUUUAGAAACGCAAGGCCCACCUCGGAAUCCCUAUAGAGAAUGUGCUGACCAAAGGUCUGCUUCACCCAAUGGAGGUGCCGGAAAGCCUCCGAGGCCUUCGCUUCCUCUCCUUAGGAUGCCGCGCGUUUCAACGACAGGAAACGGCCUGAACGGCAAGACAGUCAAUGGAUUCCUGCACAAGUACACAAAGGCAGAGAUCAGCAUUGUUUGCACCUGCCAUGGAUUCACUUUCUCGCCGGCUGAGUUUGUGGAGCAUGCUGGAGGCACCAACGUAUUGCAUCCUCUCAGACACAUCACGAUGCUACCUUAGGUACUUUUUUACGGAGAUGUUGGGGUUACAUAAUGUUUAUGCUCAAACUGUAGGCUCUUUUGGGCACUUUUUAUGCCCCUCUUCCUAGAAGUUGUAUAGAUAGAUAGGUGAUGGCGGGCAUGUUAAGUGUGGAAAAUCGAUGUAGAGCUGAGAUCACAAGAAUGUGGGCGAUUCCCGGGAGGAUAUUGGUUUUGUAUUUGUUUCUCCUUUUCUUUGACUCGCUUCGAGGAGCAUUUAGAUGGAUGAAGUUGUGAAUAGCUUCCUCGCUUGCUUCGAAAGUAAUUGAAAAAGUAUGUUGCU
Messenger RNA from Syzygium oleosum, 1723 nucleotides. Its product is annotated as ninja-family protein 5-like. Gene Ontology annotation, biological process: signal transduction; negative regulation of DNA-templated transcription. NCBI's taxonomy places the organism in Eukaryota, Viridiplantae, Streptophyta, Magnoliopsida, Myrtales, Myrtaceae. Bases 236 to 1423 code for a protein of 395 amino acids. The record is from RefSeq and is a predicted model, not a curated record. Gene Ontology annotation, cellular component: nucleus. The transcript is spliced from 2 exons.